This is a messenger RNA of Botrytis byssoidea, 1516 nucleotides long. RefSeq lists its product as uncharacterized. The transcript has 6 exons. The record is from RefSeq and is a predicted model, not a curated record. Gene Ontology annotation, molecular function: oxidoreductase activity, acting on the CH-OH group of donors, NAD or NADP as acceptor. Lineage: Eukaryota; Fungi; Ascomycota; Leotiomycetes; Helotiales; Sclerotiniaceae. Bases 282 to 1388 code for a protein of 368 amino acids.
UUUUCAGGUGGUCGAUGCUACCAAGCAGGGGUAGUAGUAGUGGUCAUUGGACAGGUGACAAAGCCUCUCUAUGUGCAAAGCUUACAUCGACAUUCCUGGGGGUGAACAUUUCUACAAAAUGCGAUUAGUAAACAUCCCAAUGCUCAAUUUUGUGACAAAGCAGCAUUAAUCUUAAGAAGAGUCAAGGCUAUCAGCUCUGCAUGAUUAAAGUAUAUAUUGUCCCCAUCCCUCCAUUUCAAUUCUCAAACUCAUAAACAUCAAAUCGCACUACAAGAUACAUUAUGUCUACUGAAGGAAAAUCCGUCUUCUUGACUGGGGGCAAUGGCUUUAUAGCUUCUCAUAUCCUUUCUCUUCUGAUUGAGAGCGGGUACGAACCUGUUGCUAGUGUCCGGUCCCCUACGAAAGCCAAUCAAAUCCUCGAACUUCAUCCAGAAUGGGUGGGAAAGGUCAAGUUUGCAUUUGUGCCUGAAAUCACAACACCUGGAGCUUUUGACCAUGUUUUUAAAGAUCAAGCUCAAAAAGGCGGCUUUGAUUCCAUCGUUCAUACUGCGUCUCCAGUAACAUUUGCUGUCAAGGACGUGAAGAAAGACCUAAUAGACCCGGCUGUUCAUGGCACUACCGAAAUUCUCAAAGCUACUCACGAACUAGGAGACAAGCAGGUGAAGCGUUUUGUUUUACUUGGUAGUGCUGUGUCCGUUCUUGAUUCAUUCGAAGAUUUAAAUGCUCCUGAAGGGAGACCUUAUACCGAAGAUGAUUGGAACCCUGCGACUGAGCAUGAUGCAGUAUCAUCUCAAAAUCCUCUCAUCGGAUACAAUGUUGGCAAAAAAAAUGCCGAGCUAGCGGCCUGGUGCUUCAUGAAAGAAAAGAAGCCGGCUUUUGAGCUGGUUGUGAUCAAUCCUGAUGUAGUCCUCGGCCCUAUACUCCAGCCUGUCCCCAGCCCGAAAAAUGUCAACGAAACCAACGAGUUCGCUUGCUAUGCUUUCAUUAAUGGCACUCAUGAGACCGUUGGUGAUGCCAUGUUUGCCUUUUGGGAUUUUGUUGAUGUUCGCGAUGUGGCUCUUUUACAUAUCAUCGCACUCACCUCCCCUCGUAUGGCUAACAAACGUCACAUUAUCUCCGCGGGUCCUCUCUCGCCACAGUUGGUUGUAAAUAUUAUUCGGAAGAAUUUCCCAGAACUGGAAGGGAGGUUACCGAAAGGCGGUGAUGAAAAGGAAGUUUUCCCCAAAGGCCUACGCCCCACUCAAUUAAACAACGCCAGGAGUUUAGAAAUAAUUCGACAAGCCAAAAGCCAAGGUUGGAACUUCAAAAAUUUAGAAGAAUGCAUUGUUGGCUCAGUGAAGUCAUUGCUUGAGCUGGAGCAGAAAUGGAGCUCUCAAGCUGCCCACUGACAGCAAAAUUCUGAACGUUUGCAGCAUUACGAGAACUUCUGAUUUGCUCGACCUAUCCCAAAUACAUUCUUUUGUUUUCAGAGGCGUGGUGUACAAACUUAAAGCUUUAUCUAUGACAUAUCAAUUGC